Molecule: messenger RNA, 1493 nt
Organism: Helianthus annuus (common sunflower)
Lineage: Eukaryota; Viridiplantae; Streptophyta; Magnoliopsida; Asterales; Asteraceae
Product: aspartokinase 1, chloroplastic-like
Exons: 6
Coding region: 638-940 (100 amino acids)
Cellular component (GO): chloroplast stroma
Source: RefSeq, a predicted model, not a curated record
UAUGACCUUUACCAUCCCCAUCUUUCUUUCCAGGACUUGUUGGACAUGUUGUAACAAACGAUUUUUUAGGUUUUGAAAAGAAUUCAUUGUUAUUAACCUCGCUAAUGUUCAUUUCAACCAAUUUAAACACUUUUUCGACAUUCUGGAUUUUCACAUUCUGAAGUGGAUACUCGAAAUCGGAAUAAAGUUUGUCUGUUCCAACCAUAGUGUAUACCACCAUGAUCGGAUCGUCAUUCGCACUCUUCUCCGAUUUCGGUAUGUAUUGAUCUAAGAAAUUCCCUUCAUCUUCAGAAUCACUAACAACCUUCUCAGAUUGAGUCUUUUCAGAUUUCUCACUCUCCUCAUCCAACACCUGAUCGACAACUGUUUUGAUAACCUGAGAUUCGUUGUCGGUAUCGGAUGGGGAAAAUGUGACAUCUAUGCUUUCGGGCAAAUCAUCCUCUAUCGAUCUCAAUUUGAGAUUUAAUGCAGCUUCCACCCCAUCUGGAUAUUUCUGUGUGUAAUGAUUCCACAUUGGGGGUGGAACGCUCUUAAAGACAGGUGCAACAUAACACACCCAAUUUUACAUAUUAACCCCCUAUACAUUCAUAAUUAACACAUCUAGACCCUAUACAUUGAUCAACUAAGACUAAGACGCAUGCUCGGUCAAUUUGGAUUUCUUGCCAAGGUUUUUUCAAUAUUCGAGGAUUUGGGUAUAUCGGUGGAUGUUGUCGCUACGAGUGAAGUUAGCAUUUCGUUAACUUUAGAUCCUUCGAAGCUUUGGAGCAGGGAGUUGAUUCAGCAGGAACUUGAUCAUGUUGUAGAAGAGCGUGAAAAAAUCGCUAAAGUGAAUCUUCUUCAACACAGAUCGAUUAUUUCACUGAUCGGGAAUGUUCAGAGGUCGUCACUUGUAUUAGAGAAGGCGUUCCAUGUUCUUCGUGAGAAUGGAGUGAAUGUUUAGAUGAUAUCGCAAGGAGCAUCAAAGGUGAAUAUAUCACUCAUAGUAAAUGAUGAUGAAGCGGAAAGAUGUGUGAGAGCUCUGCAUUCGGCAUAGAUUGAGAUGCCUAGAUUGAGAUGGACUCCAGAACUUCAUCACGCGUUUGUUCGUGUUAUGAAACGACUCGGUGGUCAAGAAAGAGCAACCCCUUUGAAGGAGUUGAAUGAGAUGAACAAACGUUUGAAGGAGAUGGAGGAAGAAGCUGCCGCUCUUCGCGAGAUGCAAGCCAAAGUUGAGAAAGAAAUGGGUGUUCAAGAUUGUGGUCAUAACGAUGGAGAUGUUGAUGAGUAUAUUUUUACGGAAGCUUUUAUCUGACCUGGAGGCCUAUCAACAAUUCUUGCUAUCAAUUGAUCCUGUGAGAACUCAGAACAAUGUAAGCACUAAAUUAUUUUUCACAUACAAUAAAACAGCGGUUGAGACCACUGUUCGGUUAAAACAGCGGUUGAGACCACUGUUCGGUUAAAACAGCGGUUGAGACGACUGUUCGGUUAAAACAGCGGUUGAGACCACUGUUCGG